AUGACUGUCCUGAUCCCAUCCCAUACCAGAGGCAAGGAGAACGACGAGCCCAUCGACAUCGAAAAUGUGGACGGCCCCACUCACUCUGAGAACGAGCACGUUGAGGAAGGUCGUCCUGUUCGCAAACGCAAGGCAACCGUGCCAUUUGAUGAGGAUACUGAGAUGGACACUGACGAGCUCUUGGAAAAGGAAGUCAAGACUAAGAAGAAGCCCGCCGCCAAGUCAAAGGCUGCCAAGGCCGCCAAGGACCCCUCUGCCACUGUCAAAGCGCCCAAGAAGACCACCAAGAAGUCGACUAGGUCCGCUUUCAGCGACGACGAGGAUGGAGGUGAGUCUUCGUUCUGCGAAGCUCCCGAAGACCCGCUCGACUUUGACCCCAACUAUGUCUACGGCCUUGCGCGCCAGUACCCCGACGGCUACUGGAAGCACCAUGCUGAGAGCAAGUCUGGCAUGAUUAACAAGAUCAGCGAGGACCAUCCCCUCGAAUUGGUUGAGAGCAACAUCUGCGACCAGGCUGCAAUCACAGGCAUGAUUCUCUCGCCGGACGGGACCAUGUUAGCAACAUUCUGCAACCUCGGCUCUAUAAGGAUUUGGAAUUUGGAGGACUACUCCCUGUUGAAGACACUUCGGGAUGCCAAGGAGGAUCACAUUGACGAGUUCUACGUAGGUACUUUUGUACCCGAUCAAACUUUGGUGCUUGCUGGUGGAAAGCUCAAGGAUAGGAACAAUUGGUCAGAGGCAGACGAAGAUAACAACAUCCUUCCUUGCCCGCUCAAGCUGUUUGAUAUCCUGACGGGUGAGGUUGUGUGCCAAUUGAAGGGGCAUACGGAGGAGCUUCUCUGUGUUAAGCGGGUGCAGUUCAAGGGUGAGAAUUACUUUCUCAGUGGAAGUCAAGACGGCUAUCUCAAUAAGUGGCACAUGGAAUCCGACUGGAGAUCUCUGAAGUUGAUGGAGCAGAUGGAGGACGGCAUCACAUGCAUGGCCUUCACGGUAUCAUUUGUCCCAAACACAGGCAACAAGUACUUCCUUGCUGCAGCCGAUGAGAACCUUCGACUCUACGAUUUCGAACACGCCACAUUGUUGCAAACGUUUGAAAAUAUGUACUCGUCAUAUUGCGACUGUGGAAAGUUCAUCCAGCCUGUCGACUUUCCUAUGCCCCCACCCAUCCCCGAAGAAGAGCCCGUUGUUGAUACAGAGGACAUCUCAGAAUCAGUGACCAAGAAGGGAAAGAUGAAGGCCGAUGAGGCUGAGCCUGCCCCAAGACCACAACAGUACGCUUAUUUCAUCUCGCGCGGUGUGGAGCUACUCGAUUCAGAGGAGCGCAUGAUUGCCAAAGACUACAACUCAUGCACACUUCACAAAUUAGUGUACCCAACGACAAAAGGUGGAAAGUGGUACCUGACCGAGGUGAAGAAAUUUCAAGACGAAGAGUAUUUCUCCAACGCAUGGCUUAUUAAGAUCUCAUCAAACGGACGGUACCUGAUGGCACCGACAUGCACUGGCGAGGUCUUCAUUUACAACCUCAAGACCGGACAAGUGACAGGCGUGCUCAAAGAUCACGACGAUGUCGAGGUGCGUGAUGUUAUUUUUCAUCCUACGCGGCCACUCCUCCUCACAAGCGGCGACGAUGGCCAAGUAAGAGUCUAUACCUACAGCAAACCAGAGGAUCUCAGCAAGGCGCUGAGGGACUCUGAGGAGACCCAGAGGAGGGAUUUAGAGGCAGCUGCGUUGGUGUCGGUCGCGACAGAUCUGUCGGCAGUGUCGGUGAAGGACGAGGAGGAGGAGGAGGAGUCCAUUGUGGAUGUUGUUGAUGAAGACUUGACGGAGUAG
Molecule: messenger RNA, 1830 nt
Organism: Linnemannia hyalina
Lineage: Eukaryota; Fungi; Mortierellomycota; Mortierellomycetes; Mortierellales; Mortierellaceae
Source: the annotation of a GenBank genome assembly